AUGAUGAAUCUGCCUUCGCUCAAUCAUACCCAGCUUGCCCCGGAUGCAUCUCGGGACCAGGUGACUACCGCACCUGCAGCAGAUCCCGAGAAGCCUAGCCUACCGAGCCCAGAUGCGAAGGAGUUGCAAGAAAGGACGACAGACCUUACUGACAGUGAAGCGGCUGGUGUCAAGAAGGCCGAAGCGGCAGCACUAGUUUGGAGCAAAUCUGCUCUGUGGGGAAUAUAUGCCUGGAUUUGGGUGUGCUUCUUCAUGCUAGCAUUCCAUUCGGCAAUUGGCAACAAUGUGCUUGUCAAUGCGUACGCCAAUUUUAAGACUGCCCCUGAAAUCUCAACCGCCUCCAUCCUAGCCACAGUUGUCGGUGGUGUGAUGAAGCUCCCUAUCGCAAAGAUACUGAAUAUCUGGGGCCGAGCGGAGGGGAUGCUGGUAUUUACCGGUCUUUUCCUGUUGGGUAUUAUUGUGCUCGCAUCUUGUACCGGGCCGAGUGGCUACGCGGCGGGAUACGUGAUGUACUGGGUUGGAUACAAUGCAAUCUACCUGAUUCUCGAUGUCUUCCUUGCCGACACCUCGGGUCUGCGGAACCGGGCAUUUGCAUUUGCAUUCUCGAAUACACCGUUUAUCUGUACCUCGUUUACGGGCCCAUUGGCCGCCCAGUCCUUCUUGAGUAUGACAACAUGGCGCUGGGCGUACGGCGCAUUUGCGAUCAUCUUUCCCUUUGUCUUCCUGCCCCUCGCGCUCGUUUUUAAGUUCUACGAACGAAAGGCACAAAAGAUGGGCCUAUAUCAGAAAACACACAACGAUCGUACCUGGAUCCAAUCGAUUAAGCAUUACAUUCAUGAGUUCGACGUAAUUGGUGCGGUCUUGUUAAUGGCAACAUUUAUCCUGCUCCUUCUCCCCUUCAGCCUUACCACCUACGGACGCGCACAAUACAAAUCGGCCACAUUUAUCGCUAUGCUAGUCAUUGGGUUUUGCCUUUUCUUUGUCUUUGUUGCGUGGGAGCGGUUCUUCGCUCGCAAGCAAUUCAUCCGAUACGACCUGCUCAAGCAGCGGACGGUUCUCGGUGCCUGCAUACUUUCCGCGCUACUUAAUCUUGGCUAUAUGGCCUGGGAUCUCUACUUUCUCAAUUUCUGCAUGGUAGUCUACAACCUCAGCGUCUCGAAUGGAGGGUAUAUGAACCAGAUAUACAAUGUGGGGUCCUGCUUCUGGGCCCCGCUGUUCGGGAUCUAUAUCCGACAAACGAGACAUUUCAAAAAUGCGUGUCUUUACUUCGGCCUCCCUUUGAUGCUACUUGGCUCCGGAUUAAUGAUCCAUUUCCGCGGGGAGCACGACAACAUAGGCUAUAUUGUCAUGUGUCAGAUCUUUAUCGCAUUUGCUGGAGGCACAUUAGUUAUUGGGCAAGACAUGGCAGUAAUGAGCGCCGCUGAUCACGACGGCGUCCCAAUGAUGCUUUCGAUCCUAGGGCUUUUCGCCAGUUUAGGUGGCGCGGCGGGCAGCGCCAUCGCGUCUGCAGUUUACACCAACGUCUUUCCCAAAAGACUCCAGGACGGAUUACCCCUAGACGCUAAGGGUGACUGGGCUGACAUCUAUCUCGGCGGCUAUCUCACUCAGAUGACAUAUCCCAUGGGGUCGGAAGUGCGCACUGCCAUCAACAAUGCGUGGGGUGACAGCCAGAAGUACAGUUGCAUAGCCACUACCGCUGUUAUUGCGCUGGGCUUCCCAUGUAUUGCCGUGUGGAAGAAUUUGAAUGUGGACCAGAAGCAGAAUAAGGGUGUGAUGCUUUAG
This is a messenger RNA of Aspergillus pseudotamarii, 1782 nucleotides long. Its product is annotated as major facilitator superfamily domain-containing protein. NCBI's taxonomy places the organism in Eukaryota, Fungi, Ascomycota, Eurotiomycetes, Eurotiales, Aspergillaceae. Gene Ontology annotation, biological process: transmembrane transport. The record is from RefSeq and is a predicted model, not a curated record. The transcript is spliced from 3 exons. The coding region runs from base 1 to 1782 and encodes 593 amino acids. Gene Ontology annotation, molecular function: transmembrane transporter activity.